AAUUAUUCACGUUCAACCACUAAAUGUCUGUAAAAACAACUUGGAGUCAAGGCUUAGGUUCAUGUUAAAUCAAUUCAAUCAAUCAAUAAAGCAUCAGCUGUAACUUGGCGGUGCACGUAAGUUUCGUUUUCCCUGUUUGGCGCUGUUACUUUCGUUUUCCCAACAGCUUAAGUAACCGCUCUCAGCUGGUAUCCAGAUACGGAUCGGCGCGUUUCGACUUACUGUCAACAGGUUAUGGCUAUGGCGCGGCGCGCAAUGUCUCUCCUUCCCCAGUGGCCAUCUCGUGUUUUUUCAGUGGAGCUGGAUGGAGCGCCCUUCUAUUUUGCAAUCCAAGAAAAGCACCGGGGAGAAGAAGUGCCUCCGGUGUUCCAAAGAGUACAGGAAUAUUACAGAUGUUACUCUCUCUUCGUCUGCAGCAGCGACAGAAUCAGAAGAGCCAUGUUUUACGCGGAGCUGAAAGACAAAUUGUUACGGGACUUGCCACCAGAGUGUGAUUUAUCCCCCAUGUCCUCAUUUCUGCCAAACGUCAAGGAUUCUCUCAUCAAGGGCUAUUUCUUAAAAGACAAUUCAGACAGUUCCUCCCCGAUAGAGCGAGUUUUGCGAGAUUUAAUACAGCGUGAUCCAGUGUUUGUGUGUUCGUACCUAAGAGGUGAUAACUGUCAACUGUGGACUCAGCAUCUCUGGCCACAUACAGGGAGCCAGGUGAUGGAAAAGUCAAAGGAAUACUACGUGGUGCCCUCAGAGGCGCCAGAAUAUCAUCCAGCUACUCUCAACAUCAUCAACUCUGAUGUUUUCUACAGUUUGGAGGAAGCCUGUGAUGUUCUAAAAAAGUGUGGUGACAUCAUCCCAGAGGCGACAUCUAUACUGGAGCUGCUGCCCAGCCGAGCGCAGGCCAGAAGCAAACCAGACUUCCCUGUUAUUGUCAUAGAGGGCCUGGAUGCCACAGGUAAGACCACUCUGACCAAAUCUCUGAGGGAUAUUCUGAGAGCCGUUCUAGUGCCUUGCCCUCCCCAGUGCCUGUACCCCUGGAGGGCCCGCUUUGAUAAGGAGCCACCCCUUAUCCGCAGGGCCUUCUAUGCUCUGGGGAACUACAUCACAGCAGAACAAAUAGGCCAGGAGGCCAUGAAGACACCUGUCAUCGUUGACAGAUUCUGGCACAGCACAGCAGCAUACGCCAUCGCCACAGCAGUGAGCGGCCCACCGUGCAACCUUCCAGCUGUGGGUUCGGAAGUAUACAACUGGCCCAGUGACCUGCUCCAGCCCAACCUGGUGGUCUUACUCACUCUGGACCCUGAGGAGAGGAAGAGGAGGCUGAUGAACAGAGGUCAAGGAAAAACUGUGGAGGAGCAAGAGUUGGACCACAACCGGCUUUUCAGACUCAGAGUGGAGGAGGCUUACCAGAGGAUCAGUGGUCCAGCUUGUGUCACUGUGGAUGCUAGUCCUUCUGCAGACCAAGUGCUCCAACAAGUGCUGCUUUUAAUUAGGGGCAAAUGCCACUUGUAAACAGUCCUCCAUCUCCCCUGCUGGCAGCCAGGCAUCAAGUGGAUGCAGUACCCCCUUUUACCACUAGGUGCCAGUAAGGUGUUGUGAAUGUGACAGCAGGAGGAAGGAACGAGGGCCAGACUGGAGUGUGAGGAAGAGAUUCUAUGCAGAACGAGUAAAGGUUGAAUGGCCAAGGGUCAGAGCUGCAUGCUACAAUGAGAAAUACAUAUUCAUGCGCACACACACACACACACAUAUUCAUGAUUAGUAUUGUCAAGAAGAAGUGUGCAUUUAACUGCUGUUGUGACCUCUCAGACUGUGUAGUCCUGAGACACAGAGUAGCUGCACUUAUCGACAACCACUUGUAUGUGAAUUGACACUAGAGAAAUGGGUAGAAACAUUUAUGUAACCACCAAUCAAGCAAUAUUUCACUUGUGUGCAUGAACAGGAAACAUCUGGAAAUGUACUAUAGUCCUACAAAAGUGCAAACUUUAAAGAAACUACAAUGUAUAUCGCUGUUUUUACAGGUAUUCACAAGCACACACUAAUGUAUCUAAACACAAGCAAGCAUAUUUAUGUACUAUAUAAGCAUACAGUAACUCAUUUAUAUAUGGAUGAAGUGUAUAUUUGGUCUAUGUGAUGUGAAGAUUAAUUGGGGAUUUUAGUAAUUAUGAGCUUGGCAAAGCUACAGGCUGGAGAAGACAGAGUAACCCAUCUUUUUUUACUGUGAUGCAUCAGCAGAGCACCAACCACUGCAGACCCUAUUCAUAUGGCAAUUAAUGGAGCACUGUAUAUCAAUGUCAGUCCAGUGCUCCCCUUCAUAAGUGCAUGGAUUACUCCUACUACCAAUUACAGAAAUGCAAUGUUUUACUGAGUGGAAAGGUGCUGGGGAUAAAAGACCUGCCAUCACAUGCAAUCACAUAAACCCAUAAGGUGUCAUUAUAUUUAUGGAGCACAGAUCCCCACAUGAGCUAAGUAUCUGAGGUCAGUUUACUGAAUUCAUAAGUUCUCAGCUGCACAGUGAUGCUACGGAUGUGCUAUAUGACACAAAAUGAAUAAAGCUUGGACCUGUGUGGAAUUUU
Messenger RNA from Monopterus albus (swamp eel), 2564 nucleotides. RefSeq names its product cytidine monophosphate (UMP-CMP) kinase 2, mitochondrial (gene cmpk2). NCBI's taxonomy places the organism in Eukaryota, Metazoa, Chordata, Actinopteri, Synbranchiformes, Synbranchidae. Gene Ontology annotation, molecular function: nucleoside diphosphate kinase activity; dTMP kinase activity. The coding region runs from base 235 to 1503 and encodes 422 amino acids. The transcript has 5 exons. The record is from RefSeq and is a predicted model, not a curated record. Gene Ontology annotation, biological process: dUDP biosynthetic process; dTTP biosynthetic process; dTDP biosynthetic process. Gene Ontology annotation, cellular component: cytoplasm; mitochondrion.